Molecule: messenger RNA, 1278 nt
Organism: Pezoporus occidentalis (night parrot)
Lineage: Eukaryota; Metazoa; Chordata; Aves; Psittaciformes; Psittacidae
Gene: NPBWR1
Product: neuropeptides B and W receptor 1
Biological process (GO): neuropeptide signaling pathway
Cellular component (GO): plasma membrane; neuron projection
Molecular function (GO): neuropeptide binding; neuropeptide receptor activity
Source: RefSeq, a predicted model, not a curated record
CAGCGGAUGUGGAACCUUGGUGGCUGGAUGCAACAGAGGGGACACGCUUGAGAAGAGCACGAGUCUCACAUUUUUCCCCCCACUUCCAAGGCAUUCCCAGCAGCAGUGGCCUGGCCACCUUCUCCUGUGGCCAUGGAAAACUCCUCCCUCCCCAGGACCAAUUCCUCACGUGCAGACUGCACUGAGACAGACGAUGGGGGUCUGAAUAUGUCCACUCCCACACCAAGACCCAGCUUCUACCUCACAGUGCCAAUCAUGUACUCAGCCAUAUGUGCUGUGGGGCUAAUAGGCAACACCGCUGUCAUCUAUUUAAUCCUCAAAGCCCCAAAUGAAACAGUCACCAACAUCUUCAUCUUCAACCUGGCUGUUGCUGAUGACCUCUUUACUUUGGUGCUACCCAUGAAUAUUUCUGACUACCUGCUCCUGCGGUGGCCGUUUGGAGAAUUCAUAUGCAAGCUCAUCAUCUCCAUAGGCCAGUACAACACCUUCUCCAGCAUCUGCUUCCUCACUGUCAUGAGCAUUGACUGCUACCUGGUUGUGGUGGCCACCACCUAGUCCAGGAAGAUGUCCUACCGCACCUACCAAGCAGCCAAGAUUGUGAGCCUCUGCAUCUGGACCUUUGUCGCAGUCAUCAUCCUGCCCUUCACUGUCUUUGCUAAGAUAUACAAGGAGCAGGGGCGCUCCCAGUGUGUCUUCAUGUUCCCACAGCCCGAGAGUGUGUGGUGGAAAAGCAGUCAGAUCUACACCCUUAUUUUAGGCUUUGCCACCCCAGUGUCCACCAUAUGCAUCCUCUACACCACCAUGCUGUGCAGACUGAGAUGUGUGCACCCCCAUUGCAAUGCAAAAGGCCUGGACAAAGCCAAAAAAAAGGUGACGCUGCUGGUGGUUUUCAUCCUGCCUGUGUGCCUGUUCUGCUGGAUGCCUUGUCACCUUAGCACAGUGUCCCUCUCAUAGUCAUCUGCUCUUCUCAGGUGACUGCAGCACAGAGUGUGCUUUUUCUCCAGCCUCCUUCUGACAGCCCACAGGGCUUCAGACUGUGUCACUACAGAAGACACAAACUGGAGACUGGUGGAUCCUUCCCUAUUGUCCUGCACUCAUUUCUUCAGCAGUGCUCUCCACCCCUUGCCAUGCUUUUUUUUUUGUUGUUGUUGGUUAGUUAGUUUGGGGUUUUUUAAAUCCUUUCUCUCUAAUGUGCUUUUUCUCCUAUGUUUGCAGCUCACAGAACUGCAGCAGGUCCCUUUUCCCUCUUUUAAUGGUAUUGCUUUGCGAGCUAAAGCC